Messenger RNA from Etheostoma spectabile (orangethroat darter), 2415 nucleotides. RefSeq names its product complement factor H. Lineage: Eukaryota; Metazoa; Chordata; Actinopteri; Perciformes; Percidae. The record is from RefSeq and is a predicted model, not a curated record. The transcript has 14 exons. The coding region runs from base 182 to 2392 and encodes 736 amino acids.
GUGUUCACGUCCUCAUUUUUUCGUCUCCUGUGAGGCUGGAACAGACUUGCGUAAAUCAUUGAGCAAUCUCCUUUUGCCUGUGAAAUCCACAGCUCUCUUCUGUCUGUGUGUGCGUUUGUGUGUAAUAGUUUCAGUCUCCAGUUUCUACGUCUGUUCGGCGGUUCACGGUGAUGAAGAAAAAAUGCAUGUAAUAAACCAAAUCUGUGUGGUACUUUUGUGGAUGCAUGCGCUGACCUUCGCGCAGGUUCCAGACUGUACACUUGAACAGUUUAUAAACGGACCCCAGUUCAAUUCAAAUUUUGACACAACCGGGCUUCAGCCCAGCUACCCUGCUGGAAAACAAAUUAGAGUGGGCUGCAAUGUAGGCUACAGUGGCUUUUUCAGACUGACCUGUGUCGAGGGAGGUUGGGUGUCUAAGGGCACUGUAUGUCAACCUAAAUCAUGCGGUCAUCCCGGCGAUGCCCAGUUUGCAGAUUUUAAUCUGGAAGUAGGAGACGAUUUUGUCUUUGGGUCAAAAGUUGUAUACACCUGCCACAAAGGUUAUCAAAUGGUCAGUCGCACAAACCAUCGGAAUUGCAUGAAUGAAGGCUGGGAUGGUGUGGUUCCUGUCUGUGAAGCCCAACAGUGCCCAGUGAUUCAUGUGGACAGUAAUGUCCAGGUGAAUGGAGACCCCGAGGAAGCGACCUAUGGCAAUGUAGUCCGGUUCAGCUGCAAGUCCAAAAGUGAAAUCCUGUCAAAUCCUAGAUUAGCAGAGUUGUACUGUGAUGAAAAUGGAGAGUGGAGUGGCCAACCUCCAAAAUGCAUAGAGAUUAAAUGUACAGCGCCUCAGAUUGAAAAUGGUUAUGUGACUGAUCGCAAUAUCCAAGAGUACAAAGAACAUGAUGUCCUGCUCUUUGAGUGUAAUGAUCGAUAUAAACGCACUGAAGAAAGAGCCGCAAAAUGCACAAGAGUAGGAAUGAGAGCAGAGUGGACCCCCACACCUGCGUGUGAACAAAUAACAUGCAACAAAAAGAAUUUGCGAGAGGCAGAUAUUGUUGACAAUAACAAGCGGAAAUACAGAUACAAUGAAAAGGUCGAUUAUCGCUGCAAGGAUGGUAAACGAGAACGAUUCACUCUAACCUGUGGAGAAGAUGGUUGGAUCGGGAGUUCACCGUGUACAGAAAUAACAUGCAACAGAAAGACUUUGCCAGACGCAGAUAUUGUUGACAAUGACAAGCCGACAUACCGCCACGAUGAACAGGUCGGUUAUCGCUGCAAGGAUGGUAAACGAGAACAAUUCACUCUAACCUGUGGAGUAAAUGGUUGGAUCGGGAGGUCACCGUGUACAGCUACUUGCCAAAAGCCUGAAGUUCUAAAUGGAUUUGCAGUUGGCCCAUACAACAACACAACAAUAUACUACACCUGUAAUGAAGGUUUUAAGUUUUUCACCAACAAAGGCUGGUGGGCUGAGGCCAAAUGUAAUGACAUACUUCAGCGAUGCAUUGAGAACGCAAAGUGUGGAGAAACUCCUGUGAUUCCAAAUGGGAAAUCGGUUCUUCUACAAAGGCAAAGCCAAACGCCAAUCCAAGCUGAGGUUAUUUGUGACACAGGAUACAGCUCUCAGAUUAAACACUAUAAUUGUAACAGGGGGAAAUGGGUUCCAAAUGGAAAUUCAACUAAAGCUGUUUGUAAACCAACUGCCAAUCUCUGCAAACCCCCACCUAAAGUUGAGAAUGCAGUUGUCCGGGCAUCUUAUCAGAAGGAAUACUUGUCUAACUCUACAGUAACGUAUCUGUGCCGGGAUGGCUAUGGUAUGGAGGGAGAAGACACGAUUCAAUGCAUUAAUGGGAAAUGGGAGGAGAAGAUCAUAACAUGCACACAAAUAACAUGCAACAGAAAGACUUUGCGAGAGGCAGAUAUUGUUGACAAUAACAAGCGGAAAUACAGAUACAAUGAACAGGUCGGUUAUCGCUGCAAGGAUGGUAAUCAAGAACGAUUCACUCUAACCUGUGGAGAAGAUGGUUGGAUCGGGAGGUCACCGUGUACAGAGAGUGUAGGCUGUGGGAGUCCACCACCUCUCACAGAUGGAGACAUCAAGUACACCUUGAAAAGUAAUUACAGCCACAAAGAAAGGGUUGAAUUCAUGUGUCAAAGUUACUUCACCAUGGAGGGUGAGCCUAACAGAACCUGCAUCAACGGUAAAUGGAUCGGACAGAUGAGAUGCCUCAAACCCUGUAUUGUGAAUGAAGACGUCUAUAAAGAACAUAAUAUUACUUUAAAAUCUAAUGACAGGACAUUUUUCACUCAUGAUGAAAUGAUUGAGUUCAAGUGUGCCAGAGGAAUACCAGUUGGUGCAGUGGCAAUGCGGCAGAGGUGUAAUGGUGGUGAGAUUCUCCUGCCUACCUGCCAGUGAGAUUCCUCUAAAAGUAAACGUUG